Messenger RNA from Colletotrichum abscissum, 702 nucleotides. RefSeq names its product YesU protein. The record is from RefSeq and is a predicted model, not a curated record. Lineage: Eukaryota; Fungi; Ascomycota; Sordariomycetes; Glomerellales; Glomerellaceae. The coding region runs from base 1 to 702 and encodes 233 amino acids. The transcript has a single exon.
AUGCGUAUUCUCACCGCACUCCUCGCCCUAGCCACCUCGACUAUGGCAGAGACACUCCUAUACAGCAACCCGCUGAACUCAACCGCCGACGUCGCAACCUGGGUGGCAGAGGGCCCCCUCACCGUAGCAGCCGUCAACGAUACCCUCGAGCUCUCGGGCGGCGGCAACCCAGACGACUACUUCGUCUACUGGGUCCCCGAAGUCUUCCCCGACGGCAUCCGCAUCACUUGGGAAUUCUCCCCGCGCAACGAACCCGGCCUGGCCAUGUUCUUCUUCGGCGCCGCCACCGUCGCCGACGACGGCAAGGGGUCCAUCUUUGACCCGUCCCUCAAGCCCAGGAACGGGAGCUACCCACAGUACCACUCCUCCGACAUACGUACGCUGCAUGCGUCCUACUUCCGCAGGCGCUGGCCCGAAGAGAGGGCGUUCCAUCUGGCGAACCUGCGCAAGUCACCUGGUUUCCACCUUGUUUCUCAAGGCGCGGACCCCUUGCCCCCCGUCCCUGAUGCCGCUGGUGCGUUUUACAAGAUUGAGGUCAUCAAGGACAAGCGCGAGGUGAAGUUCCGCAUCAACGACUUGCCCAUCUUUGAGUUUUACGACGACAAGUCCACGGGACCUAUUAUCCGGGACGGAAGAAUUGGGUUCAGACAGAUGCAACCUCUUGUUGCGAGAUAUCGUAACCUUCAGGUAUGGAAGCUUUGA